CAAACCGGGGGUGAGACUGUGGUGCUCCUCUGUGCUUAUCAGCUGGUGGAAGGCUCCCUAAGCCGGAAUGUGAAGCCGGGUAUGUUUGUGAGCCAUCCAAGAAGCAGAGUUAUUUGUGGCGAUGUGAAACCAAAAGUAACCAGUGCCAGGCUCGUGCUGUUGUAUCCAACCCAGUGGAAUGUGGAUUUUGCCUCUUUUUCAUUGCCCAAAGAAGGAAAGCAACAGUGACAAACUGCUAAAAGAGAAGCUUCGUGAACAAAGGAGCAGCCCUCCCGAGGUCCUACAGAUACUGUAGUAUCGGGCCAUCCACAUGUUUGGCAGCUUUCCAAGUGCCUACAAGCUUGUGUUUACUGUACAGUUUCUCACACUUCUGGCAUGGAACAGGACUGUGCUAGUUCCGCCAAAGAAAAAACACAUUUGGAAUCUGCCAAAGAAAAAGGAAAUUACCAGAACAGCAGCUGGCAUCUUUCCAAGCCCAAAGGGCAAGUGGUACCCCUGUGAACCUAAAGAACUUCAGAACUUCCUUCACCACCAAAGACAGAGACACAGCAGUUCUGCCAAACUCAUUAAGUCUAGAACCUUUGCAGACUGGAAAUUUGCUGCUUCUUCAUAACCAACAUUCUCUGGUGGCAGCCUUCUUCUGUAGUUAACGCCUUUGUGGAAAUGAAGAGAGAUCCUAUGAAGCUGUUCCUGUGGCUCUUGCUGGUCAUCUCUGAUGUUUUGGCUUUCAGAAUGGAGAAACCUGUCAGAGAAAGGGCUGUUGAGCUAAUGAAGAAAGCCCCUCUAAUUGAUGGGCACAAUGACCUUCCAUUACGACUGAGGAUAUUGUACCAAAACAGACUAAGUAAAAUCAACUUAAAAAUUCUCAACACCACACGCACAAACAUUCAGAAACUUCAGUCUGGCCAUGUCGGAGCUCAGUUUUGGUCGGUGUAUGUUAUAUGCAGCGCUCAGAACAAGGAUGCUGUGCGUCUGACCCUAGAGCAGAUUGAUGUUGUCAAGAGGAUGUGUCAAAGCUAUCCAGAACUUGAACUUGUUAAUACUUCUCAAGGUAUUGCGGAUAGUAAAAAUAUAGCAUGCUUGAUUGGAAUAGAAGGUGGCCAUUCCAUUGACAGCAGUCUCGCAACGCUAAGGAUGUAUUAUGACCUGGGUGUUCGGUACAUGACUUUAACGCACACCUGCAAUACUCCAUGGGCAGAAUCUUCAUCAAAGCAAGUACAUAACUUUUAUCCUAAUCUGAAUGGUCUGAGUUCAUUUGGCAAAGAAGUGGUGAUGGAGAUGAAUCGCUUGGGGAUGAUGAUAGAUUUAUCCCAUACAUCAGACUCCACAGCAAGAAUGGCUCUCCAGAUCUCCAGAGCACCAGUUAUUUUCAGUCAUUCUUCAGCCUUCUUUGUCUGUAACCACUCAAGAAAUGUUCCUGAUGAUAUUCUUCAGAGUUUGGAAAGGAACAAUGGAAUUGUGAUGGUGACUUUCUAUACAAAGGUGCUGGCCUGUGGAAGAAAGGUGGUGAAUGUUACAACUGUGGCAGAUCAUUUUGACCACAUAAAGAAAAUUGCAGGUUCAAAAUCAAUAGGAAUUGGUGGUGACUACGAUGGAGUGGAUCAAUUCCCUGAAGGAUUGGAAGAUGUUUCGAAAUACCCUGCAUUGAUUGAGGAACUUCUGAGAAGAGGUUGGACUGAAAGCGAACUGACAGGGGUUUUAAGGGAAAACUUCCUCCGUGUUUUCAAGGAGGUGGAAAAAGUGCGGAAUGACAGUAGAUCAAUGAAUGAGAAUGAGGAUGAAAUCCCACAAAGAGAGGUGCAAAAUUCCUGUCGUCUGGACCUAAGAAAUCCUCCUCUUCAGACAUCUGAUACGCUUCCCAUUUCCUUUGGAUCUGCUUCUGUGGUACAAACUUUGGGUCUAAUGUUCAUUAGUGUAGUAUAUAUAAUACUGCAUUAACAAUGCACAGAAACCUGAUGGGUCAAAAGGGUUAUUGAAUACACAUACAAAAUACACAUGUAGAGUGAACUGCAAUGCAAAUGGAUAAAAUCUUCUGCUUAGCUACAAAGCUGUACCUCCAAGAUGUGUAAAUAGUAUUAAACCUAGAGCAUCAUUUAAGCGUACCUACAUAUGGCUUUAGCUUAAGUGUUUAGGUAGCAAUGUUUGGAAUACUGCUUGGUGCUGAAUACUCUUGGAUCCACUGAUGUCAAAGGAAGCUGGUAAUGCCCAGAACCUCUCGUCAGAUCCUGUACUACGUACAAGGCCCCUUGUUUUCAGUUUUUAUUUUGUUUAACAUUUCCUGUGAAUUUCAGUGUUUAUUACAAAAAAAUUAAAAACAUGGAUGAAAAUGA
Malaclemys terrapin pileata is the source of this 2330-nucleotide messenger RNA. RefSeq names its product dipeptidase 2-like. The coding region runs from base 664 to 1938 and encodes 424 amino acids. Gene Ontology annotation, molecular function: metallodipeptidase activity. The transcript has 13 exons. Lineage: Eukaryota; Metazoa; Chordata; Testudines; Emydidae. The record is from RefSeq and is a predicted model, not a curated record. Gene Ontology annotation, biological process: proteolysis.